GCUUUCCCAGUUGAGUUAAGCAUGAAUUUCACUCCGCACGCGCGAUGAGACUUUUUUGAGUGGAAUCGUGCCACCACAACUCACAUAAACGCGCCUCUUUUUUCCUUUUUCUUUUUCCCUAAAGUCCUAAUGCCCGCCGAAGAAAAGAACAAAGUAAUCUACAUCUCGCAUCCUUCUGGAUCGUCUGCUGAAAUUGCACUCUAUGGCGCAACGGUGACCAGCUGGAAAGUGGACGGUACUGAGCGACUUUUUGUAAGCAAGCAAGCUAUUCGUGAUGGCAGCAAGGCCAUUCGUGGUGGCAUUCCACUUGUGUUUCCUAUCUUUGGCACCAAGGAAAACAUCCAACUGCCCCAGCAUGGUUUUGCUCGCAACAGUUAUUGGGAGUAUGUGGGCCUCAUCAAUGACAAUGACGAUGUCUCUGUGCGCUUCACAUUGAAGGACACGCAACUGGAUCAAAAGCUACGAAAUGGCUGGCCCCAUUCGUUCCGCUUGACGUACACUGUCACGCUCACUGCAAAGUCGAUCAAGACUGUUCUCGGGCUCAAGAACGAGGACGAGGAUACAUUUGAGUUCAACACAUUGCUGCACACGUACUUCCAUGCUCCUAACAUUGCCGACGUGUCAGUGGAUGGAUUGAAGUCAUUGAGCUUCAUUGACAAGGUUGCCAAUGGAGCCAAGGACUCUGAGAGCAGAGAUCAAGUGACGGUAUCUGCAGAAGUGGAUCGUAUCUACUGUAAUGUACCCGACAAGCUCCAGGUGAACUUUGGCAAGGAUUCCAGCAUUGCGAUCGAAAAGACUGGCUUGAAGGAUACAGUGGUGUGGAACCCCUGGACGGACAAGGCGAAAGCAAUGGGCGACUUUGGCGACGAUGAGUACCACAACAUGGUUUGCGUCGAGGUCGGUUCAGUUGCCGACUGGGUGAAAUUGGGCGGUGGCCAGUCAUGGACUGGUGGCCAAACACUUACUGUCCUCUAGAGAGAGAGACACACACACACACACUUGCUCAAAGGAAGAAGAGACACAAUAAAAGUGGUGUGCUUCUUGCUUUCUUCUGCUUAUUGCUUUGCGUCUGUUCUGUGUGUGUUGAUGCGUGAUUGGAUAUUUUACUCUUGAUUAAAAGUACGAAUAUGCAGGCUAUACUCUCUUUUGCUGCUGCUUCAACAACCCCCAUCCCCCACCACCACCCCCCCUGAACGCACAUACUCUCUCUCUUUCUCUCUCAACCACACAUAAUGAAACGGCCUCUUUCUCUCUCUCUUUUCCUUCUUUUC
Messenger RNA from Zychaea mexicana, 1271 nucleotides. RefSeq names its product galactose mutarotase-like domain-containing protein. The transcript is spliced from 6 exons. The record is from RefSeq and is a predicted model, not a curated record. The coding region runs from base 130 to 975 and encodes 281 amino acids. Lineage: Eukaryota; Fungi; Mucoromycota; Mucoromycetes; Mucorales; Lichtheimiaceae. Gene Ontology annotation, molecular function: isomerase activity; carbohydrate binding. Gene Ontology annotation, biological process: carbohydrate metabolic process.